AUGGACAUGGUCUCUGGUGCUUCCGAACUAGAGUCCCUGGCUGCAUCCGGACGACGAUUUGUUCCAGACCGGGGAUUUGCCGGUGUCGAUCCUAGCAGACGGUUGGAUGGGCCAGUUCAGUUUGAAAAAGACCUUAAUGUAGAUGAAGAAGAUCCUUUUCAACUUAGCAAGUUCCUUUCGGCGGCUAAGAAAGCUCAAAAGAGGUCCAGUGACAAUAAUGCUCCUUCUUCCAGCACAUCAAUCGCCGACGCUAAUCGGGACACUACUCAUAGAAAGCGAGAACGUCGAGAAUGA
Protopolystoma xenopodis is the source of this 294-nucleotide messenger RNA. The record is from the annotation of a GenBank genome assembly. Lineage: Eukaryota; Metazoa; Platyhelminthes; Monogenea; Polystomatidea; Polystomatidae.